UUAGUUGUGAAAGAUAAUUUUGUGAUGUACAUAAGACCAGAAGAUGGACAUAUCAGUGAUGUGUUGCUCAUGGAUUCAGCAUUCUCAGUCAAGUGUGGACUUUACCUUACAGGUGCCAGUCAUGGAGUCCUGAUUGAAAAUUUUAGUAGGUAAGAUACCACCACUCCUAAAAGUGAAUUCACCUUACUGGACCUAAUUACUGUGAUAAGCAAUAAUACAAAAAUAAUAAGUGCACGAUUAUUAAACUUUUAUAUAUUGUUGCAUUGUUCUUCAUUGGAGACAAUAUAUUCCUAUUAGUUUUACUUGAUACUGCACUACAAUAGCUCAGUCCUAGUUCAGCAGAAUAAAAGGAUACAGCCAUUAAAUGAAAGAACUGUUGUUGCCAGGAAAACCAUUGGUAACUGUGACAGCAUGGUUAAGUCUGCUCAGAGUUGGUCGACUUUUGUUCAAGGUUUAUUAGUUGUUGUUUUUUGUUUUUUGUUUUUGUUUUUUUAAAAUUGGAAACAAAGUGCUCAUUAAAUCUCAUACUGAAAGUUGUUGGUUUGAAUUUAGCUGGAAAAGGGGAAAAAAAAACCAGAAAAAUUGUUAAAUGGCUAGUUCCAAUAUUUGGGGGACCACCCCCUGUCCCCCCUCCUCUUCCCCUUUCUUUCAGAGGUAUAAGUGGAUUAUUAGUUACGGACAAGUUAGUCUAGUCUGAAUUAGUUGUAUUUAUUCUGUAGGAAGCUGCUCCUCAAAUGUUGGACCAAUCGCCAGGCCAAGGAGUGGGCUGAACAGGUUCAACGUGUGGCCAACAUGCAGGCCUACGAUUACAUUCAGAGAAACAGAUUUGGCUCAUUUGCUCCAGCCAGAGAAAACACAUAUGCCAGAUGGUAA
Lymnaea stagnalis (great pond snail) is the source of this 873-nucleotide messenger RNA. NCBI's taxonomy places the organism in Eukaryota, Metazoa, Mollusca, Gastropoda, Lymnaeidae. The record is from the annotation of a GenBank genome assembly.